Messenger RNA from Spodoptera exigua (beet armyworm), 3838 nucleotides. The record is from the annotation of a GenBank genome assembly. Lineage: Eukaryota; Metazoa; Arthropoda; Insecta; Lepidoptera; Noctuidae.
UGCGUUCUUAGACAAAAUAAUUAUAAUGACUGGCAACCCUGCAUGAAGCUGUCACCUUUCGCAAUGGAGUGUUGGACGUGUCCGUAAAAACAAAAUUUCCUUUUUAUUUACUUGUAAUGCUGUUACCACUUUAACAGUUAUACCAAAUACCAAUUACGAUUAUGUUAAGUUUGUGUGGAGUUUGGUUUGCUUCAAAUUCGCUGCUUAAACAUGGAAGAGGAACUUAACGAGCAUGAUUUGGAGGAAAGGCUGUAUGCUAUGCUACAUCAUGUGGACGAGACAGAGGGUAACUUAAAUCCGGACCGCAGCGAUGGGUUAAACAUAUUGGAGAAUGUGCCCCGAAGCACGGUUCGUCGCUACUGGCGUACCAGCGACCCUUCUACUCCGUCUCAAAAGGUGAACACACUGAAAGAUGCCACACCAACACCAUCUAAUAACGUCGCCAGUAAACAGAAUGUUGUUAUCCAGACCAACCAAACACCAAAACCCAAAGAAGAAAAACGUGAGUCGCCGCAACGGCCUCUUACUGCCGAUCUAUCCAUAUUUCAAACAACUAUACCUCAAAAUAUGAAAAGAACCAUUGAAUUUAUUGAAGAUGAAGAUGAUCAUGCUGUUAUUCUUGAAUCUAGUGAUGAGGAUGAGGUCAUUGAAGUGGCUUUGCCCCCGAAACCAACCAUUACCAUCGAAAGCUCUGAUGAAGAUGAACUUCAGAUUGUUAAUCCGGCCUCCCCUACCAAAACACAAGUAAAUGUGGAUAAGACAAUAACAAUUGGAGAAAGAGACAUUUCAGCAAGCCCUGCACCCUCGGCUGUUUCAUCUGUCUCUGAUGAAUUCAUCCGUAGUGAUUGUAUUGCAUUGAAUAUAUCCUCCCGACACCAGGACAAUCCUAGCUUUGAUUUUAGUCUACACGGAUCUGAUUUACUUGUACAGAGUACUCCAUCAAAAAAAAAGAAGAAGAAGAAGAGCAAAGAAGCUGUAACAUCAACCCCAGUCCUUCCUGAAACACCUAACAAGCCCACCUCAAAUGAUGGAUGUUUUGCUACUCCUAAAAGUAAAGCCAAGAACAAGAAGCAAAAAUCUAAAUUAUACACUGUGACAGAGAAAAGUAUCCCGAGUGCAGAUGUGUAUGACUCUGACAGUAAUCAGUCAGUAGACACAAACAAGAACAAUAACUCUUAUACUGUUACUGACAAAAGUCUACCCAGCACUGAUGUCUAUGAAUCAGAUUCAAACCUAUCUGAAUGCAUGAAAGAGAUAACACCUAUUGCAAAACGAAUGGAUAAUGAUGUUGAUAGUACGGACAGCAGCAUUUCUCAAAAUACCCCGGUUGAUCAGUCUUCCAAAGUAAAAAAUAAUGAAUCCAGUGCAAUAAAUGACACAUCUGCUACAAUUUCUGUUGUAGACCUAACCGGAAAUGAUACUUUUGUAAAUUUGGAUUUAUCAGAGCUAGAAAGUGAUGUUGUUAUGGGAAAUGUUUCUGGAUUCACUGAAUAUGAUUACUAUGGGGACGAGACCUUAUCUGAAAAUGACAUUUCUAAAUUUGGCUCAACAAAAAUUCCUUCGAUAUUGAACGAGAACCUCGAUUUUGAUAAUUUAAAAGGCAAUGAUAAGGUUUGCAAACAACGAAGAUACUCUCUCACAACUCUUCGUGCAGAUAUGGAGAAAUUCUAUAAUGAGAGCUGGGGCGGAGAGAAUUUUAAUCAUAGAGAAAUACAGAAAAGCAUGUCACGUGACAAGGACUUGUGGGCGAUUGAUCCGAAGGAUAGGAUGCCAUCAAUGCAGAGGAGAAAAGUGACAUGCAACUAUUGCAACCGGCCGGGACAUAAAGACGACACGUGUCGCCUGAAGCCGCCCAUCUGCUACAUGUGUGGCUCCACCGGACACUUCGAGCCGCGCUGCCCGCGGAAGAUCUGCCUCAACUGUGGCUCUCCAAACCACAUGUACUCGUCGAUGUGCCGCAACUGUUCCAACUGGGGUAACCUCAAGUGUAACGAGUGUGGCCAGAUCGGCCACCCCGCCUCACACUGCCCCGACCUCUGGCGGCGGUACCACAACACUAGUGACGCCAACACUCAACUGGAGCGAUGCAAACAGCAAAAGUAUAACAACCAGAUGUACUGCAGUGGGUGCUCUCGGCGCGGACACCUCGUGCACACCUGCCGGGCCUCGCUGCCCUUCUCCGGUCUACCCAUUAAUUCGCCCUACGUGUACUCCUACCGCCCAGUCUACCAAGGUACCAGCGAGAACACGCAGAAGCCACAGUACAUCACUCCACCCGUCACGCCGCAUAGGAAUGAACGCAACAAACGCCAGUCCAAGUCACCCACCACUCACGAUUCUCAUUUCAACAAGAAAAGGAACUUAUCCACGGGCGACGAACCCGAACGUCGCGUCACCAAGAGUCCCGCACCGCAACGGAAAACUUCCGUCAGCAAGGACACCUCAGAUGAAUGUAAUAAAAAAGAACCAAAUAAAAAUUCACAAAAUGAAAAUAAGGUUCAGGCGUCCAUCGAAAAGGCGCCAAAUUUCAUUCCUAUUUACUCUGCAAACCAUGACAAGAAAGGCAAUAUGAUUCAAGACAACGAAGUUUCAGACACUAGCCAUAUCAUCACCUCGGCCCGCAUCUAUGUUACCAAUGACAUCGUUGAGAAACUCAAUACCGAAGAAGGUAAAGCAUGGUUGAAAGAGAACACAGAAAAACACCGUGUACAAAUGGAGAACACGGAAGUUUCUUCGUUUUUGGGUAUUAAGGGUAAGCUAGCAGAUCAGGAAGCCUUCCAGUCUGCACUCAGGGACUGGUUCAAUCCUGUCGCUACCACACCAGUGUCGACGGACACCACCAAGCCAAGUGGCGAAGGCGAUACUUGGAGCGUCAUACCGAAGAAUAGAAACAGUUUGUUGCGACAACUCAACUACGCGUUAAAUUCACUGAAGGAAGAUAUUGGAGACCCUAGUGCGAUUUAUAAGGAGCUGACAUUCCUUCAAAACCGCCACCAACAACUACUAAAACAAAAAGUAAUCAGCCCUAAACAGUUGAGUAACAACCGAGGAAACAUUAACCAGAUGCUCAAGAAACUUAACAUGGUCCUCAUCGGGCAAGCAGGCCUUGCCGACGGGUCGGCACAUGUUAGUGAACUGUAUGCUCUGCAGGAAAAACUCAUGAAUUUAAGACAGAAAGUCAUACCUAACGAUCUUCGAAAAGAGAUUGGACAACAUUACGCGCUGAUUUUUACGGCGCUCCCUAGAACCGAUUACUUAGAUUUACUAAAAAUUUAUAAUACAACAAAACCGUCUACUAUGCUGAAGAGUAAGAAGAAGAAGACUCUGAAACUAAAUCCCAAACUAAACAGAUUGAAGAUAAAAGUAAACAGCAUUCCAACACAACAAAUACAAAAUGGCAACAAGGAGGAGCGCGCAGAAGUCCCUGGAUCCUGUUGCAACCCGAUCAUGCUGCAAAAGUUAGCUUUCUACCACAAACGACUACUUAGCGCACGGCCCUCGGGCGCUGCUCUCAAGAGAACGCGAGGCGACCUCGUGAGGAGGCUGUACUCCUCUAUCGCCUCACUAUACAGAAAAGAGAAAAUGUCUUCAAAGAACAUGAAAAAAGUGAAGAAACUACAGGAACAAGCACAGUUGUUCUUGUCUAAUGUAUAAAAUAUAUUUAGGAGAUAAAGAAUUUUAUGUUGACGCCAAUCAGAGGCGUGCUCGGCAUGAGACGAGCCGGCUUGUACCACGUGUGAUCCUCGUGCGGGAUCAGUUUUAUUUUCGUCUACUUGCCGGUCUGAUAUAAUGGCACUUUAUAGUGCGUGUGAAUUAAUAAACUUCUUAGUGUAAAGCA